Bipolaris victoriae FI3 is the source of this 1434-nucleotide messenger RNA. RefSeq lists its product as hypothetical. The transcript has 2 exons. The annotation marks the transcript as partial. The record is from RefSeq and is a predicted model, not a curated record. NCBI's taxonomy places the organism in Eukaryota, Fungi, Ascomycota, Dothideomycetes, Pleosporales, Pleosporaceae.
AUGCACUCGCUACGAAGAUGGUUCUUUACUCUUCUUGUUAUUGUGGGAAACGGAGUCGUAGAUGGAGCCGUGGUGCCAGCGCCGCCUAGUAUCACGGCUCCACCACGGUUACAGGAAAGACAGGAUAUUGAUGCUAUCGACUUCGUCAAGAUCCUCAUCACCGCCCUCCCCCAAUCACUACGCCAAGUUGCUGCCACAAAUGUGCCCGCUGUAUCGAGUAUACUCUGGACUGAAUUCCUGGACAAUAAUCGACCGCAGUGGUUUCGAGAGUUGCCGGUCGAGGUGCAGAGUUAUCUUAUUGAAGCGUUUGGCCCUAAGACAGCGGCGCCACCCGAGAGUGGGAGUGUGCCGACUAGUGUGCCGGCUUCUGUGACGAGGACGUGGCAGAGUGUGGUUACAGAGACGGAGGGGUGGGUGACGAGUACGACUGCGACGGCGUCUACAUCGUCCAGGUUGGAGAGCGAAAGUGGGACGAGUACAACUGCAGUGUCGAGCCAGCCUACGAUUCGACCAUCUUCAUCUUCGUCAGAGCGGUCAUCCUCAUCGACUUCGACUUUACCUAUCUCUAGCUCAACCUUCUCCUCCUCAUCAACACCCACAACCUCAACUUCAUCUCCCUCCACCGCAACACCAACCAGCACCCCCUCCGAACCCCCCGCUCCACCGCCCACUCCCUCCGGCCUCACCUCCAGCCAAAAACUCGCCCUCGGCCUCGCCCUCCCACUAGGCUUCCUCUCUCUCUCCGUCCUCCUCCUCUCUUUCUUCCUCCUCCGGCGCCACCGUAAAAGAACCCUCGAAGGAAGCCAACCCCCCUCCUCCCCCGGCUUCAUCCCGCGCUUCUCCUUCCAACAAGGCCCCUCGGACAGCGCCACCUUACCACUAACCUAUCACUACACGCGGGGCACCGAAGACUACCCCUGGGAGGACCCGUCAGACAUGUACGACAACUACCCUGAAACUCCCGCAAUGGUUGGGAGAGAAGAUACACAUACGCCCAUGGUAGCGCCAGCACUAUGUCACAGUCACUCUUCGAAUCGGGCAAGAGGGAGAAGAAUUAGCGGGUCGAGCUUGCAUUCUGUGGCUGAAAUGAGGGAGCCUGGGGAGGGCGUUGGAGGGGCUGAGGUGGAGUCGCCCGUGUUGGGGCGGUAUGCGCAUCGGAAACGGAGUUUUGGUGGUGGGAAUAGAGAGGUGGGGAGGAGGAAUAGCAUACUACGGAAACCGGUUCCCACACCCAGUGCAAUGGAGGAUGUACCAGUGAACGAUGCGAGCGAUACAUCGGUUCAUCGCCCUACAUUGGCGGUUCCGAACGCGGCAGGGCAGUAUAGUGGGACGGGAAGCAGUUCGUCUGGUCUCGCGGUGUCGAGUUUUUCUUCAAUGUCGUUGGACGCGUAUUUGGAAGAUUAUGGGCCGGAGUAUUAUUAUAAGGGUGGGGGA